This is a messenger RNA of Bipolaris zeicola 26-R-13, 2310 nucleotides long. RefSeq lists its product as uncharacterized. The transcript is spliced from 7 exons. Gene Ontology annotation, biological process: negative regulation of rDNA heterochromatin formation; negative regulation of silent mating-type cassette heterochromatin formation. Gene Ontology annotation, cellular component: cytosol; Rpd3L complex. The coding region runs from base 1 to 2310 and encodes 769 amino acids. The record is from RefSeq and is a predicted model, not a curated record. NCBI's taxonomy places the organism in Eukaryota, Fungi, Ascomycota, Dothideomycetes, Pleosporales, Pleosporaceae.
AUGGCAGGCCAACAGCAGCAAAUCCUCGAUACCAUCUUCAACAUGAAAAGGAAGAUGUUGCGCAAAGAUGAUUCGGACACAGAAGAUUCCGAAACCGCCCUCGGCAGCAAUAAGCAGGACUUACGGCGCAAAGUCCACUACGCGCGCGCAAGCGAUCCCGACUUUCUCGCAGACCCGCGUCCUUACAAGAAGCGCAUCGAGCACGCCGGUUAUCACAGAUAUAUUUUGCAGCGCAACCCUCCGCGAUACGAUGCCGAUGGUGACGUUGUCGAAGUUGAUGACGAAUAUGAAGACGAGGAUGAUGUGGAGCCAGUAGAAGAGAACCCGUACGGAAAUAUACAUCUGGAGAACCUUCUUGCACCAUUGACCUCCGCCGCCGACCUACCAAACCAUCCCGCCUUGAGCGUUGCAUAUACCUCCAGACAUCUCUCCGAUCUUGCCAACGAGGCCGGAGCUCUUUCGCGAAAAGAGCAGAUCACCAAUGCGCGAGCCAAGAACCUGUUUGUGAAACUACAAGGGGAUUCUAUGUUCGCGCCUGCUGCCCUGGCAGCAAUGAGCGAUACAUCAUUUCGAAUGUCACGCUCAAGAAUCCCAAGUCGGCGUUUUGAGGAGGGCGAAGACCAGCGCACACAUGACACUGAAAUGCAGGAGGUGGUCGAUGGUGCACAAGACGUGAAUAUGGAGGACGCCGUACAGCCCAAUGGGACUGACCGAGUAGACAAUACUAAUGGAAACGCUGGACCCGAAGCAGUCAACGGUGCCGAACCCGUGACAAAUGGGACACAUACCGGUGAUGCAGAUGAACCACAAAAGAAUGGCCAGGAAGAGCAUUCUCCGAUGGGCGAAGAUGUGUCCGACACAGCAUCGCAGCAGACGCAUAGGAUGACGACACGCACGCGAGCUCGAGCGCACGCAGCUUCGACCCCUUCUCCUCCUCACUCACCAUCAAGCGAUGUCAACGCAAUACACCCCCUUUUCAUACACCCUACCGAGUCGUUGCCAGACCGCGACUUUGGUCUUCCGCCAAACGAGGCAGAGGAAACGCGCAUGCUUCUUAUGGCAUACGUUCAAAAGCAAGAAGAAGUCGCGCGGAUCACGGCUGACCUCUACCACGGCUUGCUGGAAGCUGACCGUCUGAGGCACGACGUUUUCAAGUGGUCGAAAGCAGAAGGCCAUGUAGGAGAGAUGAGUGAUGGCGAGGAUUGGUAUGAUAACGAGGAAUGGGGCCUCGAACAGGAUCUGGCCAAGGGUCGUGAUGAAGAGGAGGAUGAAACCGCAGUAGCUGGGAAGAAGAGCACAAGACAACGGCGAAAGCCUGACAAGGACGAUAGUCACAUCUUUUGCACCAAUUGUGCAGAUGCUACCAGUCUUUCAAGAUCGACAAAUGCGCAACGAGUCUGUCCAGCAUGUAGCGCGCCGCUUCCUAACCCAGAUGAUGUAGUCAUUGCAGGUCUCAAUCCAUCAGAAGACUACAAGACUUCAGUAUUGAGUGGCCUUAGCCCGACAAUCAUCAUGGAGUGUGCAAGCCGUGGCUUGGCCUUUCAUAGUUACCAGACAUCACAAGAGAUCAUCUACCAAGAGCACCUCGCAAAGGGCCUCACUGAAAAAUAUAACACAUUGAGCCAGCAGAUGGAUCAGCUCAUCCACGAUGCCAAUGCGCAGAUCAAAGCGCUUCAGGACAAGAUGCAAGCUAUGCAAGCAGACCUCGUAGAGCUCGAGACCAAGAACCAUGGAUUUGCGGAAGCCUUCAAAGAAAAGACCAAGGCACACCAGAGAACACAGAAUCUCUACCAGGCACUCAAAGCCCAAGUUAUGGCUUCGCAUGUAGCCCAUGCUGCCGGUGAUGAGGCAGAGUUCGCGCUGAAAUCAGCCCGGGGAGAUCGCUUCAUCGACCGCUUGCCGGGCGCCCGGUCUGGUACUGCGAACUUCAGCCAGACAGGCCCACCACAACAGACAGGCGACAGACUGCAUAAGAGGGUCAUCAGUAGAAGCUCUGGUAGUAGUGGGCGACAGCAGCAAGGCAGCAUUCACGUUGGUCCUCCUUUCAAUUCACAACUGCAUGGACGCGGUCUCGGUAGCAGAGUUCACAGUGGUCAAUAUGUCUCAGUUGAUACACCUUCUCAACCUCGGAGAAGUCGCCUUCCGGUCCUCGGUGGAACACGUCAGAACCCAUACCUAAAUCAAGAACCAACAUCUUCCUUUCAAAACUCACCAAUGAUCCGACAACCAAUGGCUGGUGGUUUUUCGCACAGUCGCAAGCCAUCAAGGAGGACUGGUAAUUUCGCCAACACUGGCCCGCUGGGACCAUGA